Molecule: messenger RNA, 1512 nt
Organism: Pelagomonas calceolata
Lineage: Eukaryota; Pelagophyceae; Pelagomonadales; Pelagomonadaceae
Source: the annotation of a GenBank genome assembly
GGGCAGCCGCAGCCGUGGGAAUUGUCCAGGGCAGCCAGGGCUGCCCAAACGCGUCGAAACAUGUGGGCCCUACUCCUGCUCGCGACUCGAACGACGUCGCAAGAGCACAUCACAGCACGAGCAGUCGAGCAGCGCGGCCUCAGCCUCUACGACGUGCCCUGUGCGGAAACGGAAGGCAAGCACACCUGCGCCUGCCAGAUCCGGUGCGAGGCGCCCUCCCAGAAGCGGUGCCAGAAGGGUUUAAGUGUGUGUUCUCGUGUUAAUGGAUGUGAAUACGUCGUGACGAACCCGAGCGGCGAGUGGGCAACUCUAAAAAGGAGGCCGACGCCGGCGGAACUGGAUCGAGUGAACUUCGCGGGGAAGAAGUUGACGCAAGCGGAGCUGGAUGCGUCCCGUAGUUCUUUGGAGGCGGAAGGCUUGGUGGCGCGACGGAAUUAUACGGGGGGCUUUGCGGCCGCUCUGAAGCGCGCGCAACCGUCAAAACAUACCUAUCAUACGAACUCGUACUGCGGCACUUCCUAUGAAAGUGUGCACGACGCGACGGUGGCGCUCGUCGCUCUAUCGUAUCGAACCCCUGCGACGCUCCGGAACUCCAUGCUGUCGUGGCGCGACUCCGGCCUGUUGAGUUUCGUAGACGAGCGCAUCUUAAUGCUCAACGACCCGGCACCGUCCGAGGUCGCGCUGGGUUUAAAACACGGCUUCGAGGUGCUACUGCCGUCCGACGUCCAAAAAAGGAUAGGCCCACAAAUGCCCAGACAAGUAAAACGCGAGGUCCUCACGAUCGGCGCGGCCUUCGCCGCGGCCUGCGCCGUCUCUACCAGUACCCACGUGUUGUUUCUGGAGAAGGACUUCGCGGUCGCGCCCGGCGCGACGCUCGACGAAGUCGCGUCGGAGCUCGCCGCCGCGGUCGUCGCGGCAAAAAGGGGCGCCGCUGUCGUUAGACUAAGAUCCAUCCAGGACCAGGGCUGCGGGACCUUUCGACGGUGCCAGGACAAUAGAAAUAUGCCCCAGUGGAACGGCCGGACGACCUUUGAAAGGCGGCGGAACUGGUGGUCUUUUUAUUGUCGAGAUUUCCAGAACAAUCGAGUAGCGGACUGCGCAUCCUAUGCCGGGUCGUCGAUGCGAUGCUUCAGCGCCUGGGACUCGAACUGGUCCCUGAACGCGGUCUUAGUUGAUCGAGUACGGGCACUGGAGGAAAAGUGGGCCUAUAAAAGAGGCCGGACGAACGGGCGGUUCCGGGCGCCAGGUACGUCCCUAGCGGCCUACGGCGCGAGUACCUGGCAGAAGCAGGACGGCUUCGAGGUCGGCAUGCUGAAAGACGACUGGGGCCGCACGGACAUGCCGAUCUGUUUAUCCACAAGAGGGCUCUUCGCGCACGUCGAGGUGGACGGGUGACGUCGCCAACCCGUUCGCGCGGCCACGUCGACGGCGUCUCGGUGGCUGUUAUCUCGUCGAACGCCAUCGCGGCGCCCUUCGCGGCGCGUACUAGUACGGAGUAAUAGUGUUCAUGUA